Molecule: messenger RNA, 2302 nt
Organism: Hyla sarda
Lineage: Eukaryota; Metazoa; Chordata; Amphibia; Anura; Hylidae
Gene: TMEM35B
Product: transmembrane protein 35B
Exons: 3
Coding region: 203-622 (139 amino acids)
Source: RefSeq, a predicted model, not a curated record
ACUGCCUCCAUAUAACGCCUCACACCUUCCCCAACAGACGCUGCCGCUGCGUUUAGGCGCCUGUUCCAAACGAAGGCGGUGAAGAAUGAGAAGAGGCUUCAGCCAAUGGGCGGGGCUCCCGCGCUCAGUCCUCUCCUUCCCUUGGUGCAGCGCUGUAGUUAGACCGUGCGGAGUGUUGUGAGGGCAGGACACAGCUGCAGCUAUGGCUUUUGUAUUCUCUGCUAUCAGGGUGCUAUUGGGGUUCUUCUUUGGCUUCGCCGGAGUUGUAAAACUGACAGACCAAGUAUCAGCUGAGGUGCACCAGCACAUGAAAUCCCAGUUUGUCCAGUUUACUGAUGUGUUUCCACUCAAAGACUUUGGUUUUAAGCCCGAUCCUUCUCAAUACCUGCAGGCAGUAGGGUGGGUAGAGCUGGUGGCUGGAAUAUUGCUGGCUUUUGGUCCUCGGAUUCUUCAAGAGAUAAGCAACUUUGUGCUUUGUAUCAUCAUGAUAGGAGCAAUUUACACUCUACUAGUACUAAAGGAACCACUUGCCAUGUGUGCCCCAGCCACUGUAUGUUUGGGCCUUCUCUUGCUUCUUAACAUUCGUGGACAUGGCAGAAAAUCCAAAUCAAAGGCUGAGUAAGAAGAGUUAGAUGUUAUGUUGACCAACUUGGACCAGUCACUUUUCAAAACCUAAAUCUUUCGCUUUGUGGAGACUUUCUGUAAAGAAUGUACAAUUAUAUAGGCUCUGUUAUGGUUCUCUCCACUGACUGUUUUAUUCGCCUUUUGGACCUGAAAUCUAACUAUUCUGUGAUAAAUAUCUAAAGCUACCCAAUGCAUCGAAAAUAAAAGAAGCAGUUAUUCUCACCUGCCCAAAUCUGCUGCUACUCUGUUGGCACCCAGUCCCAGCGGCUGUCCUCUUCCUAGUUCCUGUGUUUUUCCUUGACAGAACAUCAUAGGAACUAGGAAGAAGACACCAGCUCGUAUCAGGAGGUGUCAGAACGGCAGCAGUUGGAGGAUCAGGGCUGGUGAGUUUAGCAGCUUUUCAAAGCAUUGGACAGCAUUAUAUAAAAAUAACUCACUGCCCCAAAAAAGGGUAAGAAAAGGUCUGUGAUGGCCUUUGGUGCUCAUGGCAGUGACAUGUUCUCACCAUGAAGAGUAAUCUGUUGUUCUUCAAUAAAAAAAAUUUCUACAAUGGGUGCAGUAUGUUGGUAAAUAAAUUUGGAGUAUUUUGGAGACAAAGUAAAACAUAACUGAAAUAAACACAGUUUAGCAUUUAGGUAAUUUGUCACUUGAACCAGUUAAAGGAAUCUGAAAGCUGUUAGGUCUGCUGAUCAUGAAAAUGGGGGGGGGGGUGGGGGGGGGUUCCACGUUUCCACAAUUGGAUGGGGCAACAUAGCCAUACAAAGUCUAUGGGACUACCAAUUAUAAGCUGAGUACAGUGCUCUGCUGUUUCUGGCAAUCCCAUAAAGUUUGAAUGCAUGUGCGACUGUUCAACUGAGGUGGUAGAGAUUACCCUGUUCUCAUGGUUGGUUGGGUUCUCAGACCCACCACUGAUUAGGUGUGGGUGUUUUUUUUUUUUUUUUUUUUUAAGCAGGAAUACCCCUUGAUAGCUAUACAACUGUACUUUAUAGACAAUAAUGCAAUGUAUAUGUCAAUUAUCCUUAAUACAUCCUAUAAAGCACUUUUAGGCCACAGCUUUAUCAUGAAAAAGGCAAAGGAGGACUUCAUGGCACAACAGAAAUGACUUGGGGGGAGAUUUAUCAAAAUCUGCAAAGGAAAAGUUGUUCAGUUGCCCAUGGCAACCAGAUUGCUUCUUUCAUUUUUCGCAGGUCUCUUUAAAAAUGAAGAAAGGGUUUUGAUAAAUCCACCCCCCCCCCCUAUAUGUUUGGAACUAUAAUGUGAUUUCCUAAUGUGGCUAGAAGAUGGACCAUCUGUUAUACAGAAACAGUGUGUACUCAGCCUAACAUAUACGUAGGAAAACCGGAGAGGUUUGGUUUCUGACAGAUUAAUAAAUCUGGGCCAAUGAGUUUAUAUAAAAGCACUUGCUAACACCUAAGCGACAUAGGAUGUAAAUGUGCAUCCUGGUGCCCUGAUACUUAACACACCAGGAUAUUCUUUUGCCUCCUAUGGGGCAUUAUAUCUAUGAAAGGAGCGCAUCUGAGGUGGUUGCAGAGCUUGUAUUUACUCUGAUGAGUGCUAUGUCAAUUCAUAGCAAUGAACAGUAAUAGAAAUCCAAAUAUUGCUAUAAAUAUUCCCCAGUGGGACUUAAAAGGUAAAGUAGUAAAUUUCUAAACUAUUAAAAAUGUAAUGUUUAAACAUG